AUGGAGACAAUCCCCGCCCAGGGACGGGCUGAGGGUCUGGGAGGCCGGUUCCUGCCGGGCCCGGCCCCCGGCCGGCGACCGAGCGACCCCGCCGACGUCAGCGGCCUGCUGGCCCUCAGACCCGGGGCCGGAGUCUUCUUCCUCUGCUGCCCGGACGGCGAGCAGCUCAGCUUCCUGUUCGACUGCAUCGUCCGAGGCAUCUCUCCGACCAAAGGCCCGUUCGGACUGCGGCCCGCCCUGCCAGAUGUGGACCCGACGUCGGCGGAGGAGAGAAUGGCCCACGAGACCUUGCAGCUGGAGAAGCGGCUCAGCCUCCUCUCUCAUUCCAGCCGCCCCUGCAGCGGAGGAGACGACCGGAGCCUGUCCAGCUCGUCGUCGGACACCAGCCACUCGGACGCCGGGGGCCGGGCCCCGGCGUGGGCGGAGGCCGGGGGUCCGGCCGGGGGGACCCCGGAGGGCCCCGGGAGAGGGGCGCCGGCGGCGGCGGCCGGCGAGGAGGCCCGGGCCGGCCUCCUGCCGUUGAGAUCCCCGCCGGACAGGCCGCUGCUGGAGUCCGGCCGGCAGGGCUCGCUGGACAGUGGCAUCGCCACGGCCAGCCGCUCCUCCUACUCGGGCAGCUUCUCCUCCUGCCUGGGCAGCCUGGACUCGUGCCCCGGGCCCGUGGCCGCCUCGGGCCCGGGCCCGCUGGCCUCCCCGGGCCCCGACCCGGCCUUCUGCGGCUGCCCAUCCCGCCCCGCCGGCGACUACCAGGUGCCCACCUCGGCUCGCCACCUCUACGACACCCCACGCCGGCUGCUGCCCGCCCAGGCCCCGGAGGGACCCCCGGAGGACCCCCCGGAGGACCCCUCCCGGACGACCCCCCGAGAUCGCCCCUCCGGGCCGGGGGUCGUCGACCGGAGCCGUCCCCAACCCGGGACCCCGAGGACUCCGUUGGCGGCCUGUCCGGUCUGCGGCGGGCUCCAGUUUGGGGAGCAGAGGUUCGGGUCCACCCUCUUAGCAUCUUUGUGA
Messenger RNA from Ornithorhynchus anatinus (platypus), 1008 nucleotides. Its product is annotated as protein Dok-7. Lineage: Eukaryota; Metazoa; Chordata; Mammalia; Monotremata; Ornithorhynchidae. The transcript is spliced from 5 exons. Gene Ontology annotation, biological process: neuromuscular junction development; positive regulation of protein tyrosine kinase activity. Bases 1 to 1008 code for a protein of 335 amino acids. Gene Ontology annotation, molecular function: protein kinase binding. The record is from RefSeq and is a predicted model, not a curated record.